Molecule: messenger RNA, 1323 nt
Organism: Colletotrichum navitas
Lineage: Eukaryota; Fungi; Ascomycota; Sordariomycetes; Glomerellales; Glomerellaceae
Exons: 3
Coding region: 1-1323 (440 amino acids)
Source: RefSeq, a predicted model, not a curated record
AUGGGACGACUCACUCAACUAGGAGCUCUUGCUUGCUUGUACCUGGGCGCGGAGUCCAAAGCACUGAGAUGGCAGGACGACACCCCGAGCUGGGUCCCGCCCAGGCAGACCAUUGCCGCGAUGAACAUGGAGGAGCUCGGCUUCAGUCCCAGCCCUACGGCGGCGCCCGACCCGGCCAAUGUCGAACUGAAGCUGGCUAAGCGCGUGAGAGGCGACGACACCUGCGGUUAUAUCUCUGGUAUCUCGACCGAUUCCAUCUACUGCGAUGUGGGAACUUGCGUCAUCAACAGCUUCCUUUCUGUGGCCGGGUGCUGCGCGUCUGCGGCGGUGACAGACUGCAAGAUCGCCAGCAGCUGCUUGCCGUCAUCGUCCUCGAGGCUCUACUCCAGCGGUGAUACGCUCAUGCUGUACUGCUCCUCUUCGGCGAGGCCCGAGUGCCUCACAUACGUCUACUCCGGCUCGCUCUUCAACCGCUACACCCUCUUUGGAUGCGCCGCCAGCGAAGAGAGAAUCGUCGUCUACGCCAAUCCCACAGAUACCUCCCUCACGGACGAAGGGACAACGUUGGACGCUGUAACUAGGACAGCUCCCUUUGCAACCGACACCACCGACACGGAGACCGAGGCCGGCACCUUGUCGCGGACAUCCCCGACAGCCACGUCGAGGGGUUCCAGCGGCAGCAGCAGCGGUGGCGGCGGCGGCGGCGGCGGCGGAUCGUCUACCCCAAUAGGUGCCAUUGUCGGCGGCGUGGUCGGAGGUGUGGCGGCCAUCGCCCUCGUCGUUUUCGGCAUCAUCUUCCUUCUCCGCAAGAAGAAGAAGAAGGACGCAGCCGCCGGCAACGCCGGCAACCAGCCGGGCCCCGUCGUCUAUAACGGCCCCCAACCGCCUCAGCAAGGACCACCGCAGAUGUAUCAGCAGCCGUCGCCGGGAGGCUACGGCCCUUCCCCUCCGCAGGCAGGAGUCUUCCCGCAGGGCUUCGCUCCCGUGGACAACAGGCAGAGCAUGCUUAAACAGCCGUACGACACCACGACGGGCUCGUACGAGCAGACCGGUGUCAGCCCGCCCUCGAGCCCGCCGCCUAUAAGUCCCUCGCCGACAGACCAGUCGGUGGCACCGCAGUACGCUCCGACCCAGAACGGCCUCAGCCCGGUGUAUUCGCCCCAGCAGCAGCAGCAGCAGCAGCAGCAAGGGGGCUACUACAACGCGCCUCCACCACCUACACAGGCACAGCAGGUGCCACCACAGCAGCAUUACCAGCAACCCGGGUUCUCGUCCGAGCUGCCUGCUCACAGAGGUGAUGGCGAGCUGCGGGAGCUGGCUUAG